UUGUGUGUUUAUUUUUGGACGGUGAGGGAGGAGGAGCAGGGGAGGGAAGCUCGGUCAAUUCUACUUAAAACUCAACAAGGACACUUUGCCAAGCGUUACCAUUUGAAUACCUGAAGCAUACAACGGUGAGGAUCGCGGCUAAGUGAUGGAGAGAGGCUGUGAAGUGUGACACCAGAUGAAUCAAGAGUGGACUUAUAGGCCACCUGUGCUGGUGGGGGAGCGUAUUGUGUGGCUGGGGGGAGACACAACACCAGAGCCUGGAGAACCCUGCAACUACCAUCCCCACCAUGGCACUGUUAGCUGGAUUGGGCGGGUCUCAGAAAUUGGCAAUGACUGGAUUGUUGGAGUAGAAUUUGAACUAGACAUGGCUGGUGGCUGUGAUGGAACUUGGAAAGGACGUAAAUUGUUUUCCUGUCCAAAAAUGCGAGGUCUCUUUCUGCCUGUAGCAUCUGUGAUCAAAGAGAAAGAGUUCUACAGCAAGAAGGACUGUUUACCUUCCAAUACAACCAGAUAUUGGGAAGCUGAAGCUGGAUACAAGUCUGCAUGCAGCAAUACACACCACAAUAAACAUGUGACAGCUCCAGUCUCUUCAAACACCUCACAGUCACAGACCAACAUUGACCUGAGUUUAGCCCCUGAGCCUCCUCCACCCAAAAAUAAAAUGCCCCUUCACUCACCUUCUAUUAUCCACAGUAGGAAUGCCAAGAAGCAAAAUGAAGAUGACCUAAAGGUGUCACCUAGGUGUGCAGUGGAAAAUGGUGGAGAGAAGACCUCACAUCAUCACAUGCACAAGAGUAUGGGUGCUACUAGCAUGGCUUCAUGUGUCCCUUCCCCUUCUACUGGUGCUACUGUCAUCACCUCGACACAGUGCUCCACCACAGACAUCUCCACUUACACAAGUAAGAAGCAACUCCUCGCAGGGAGACAUGUAAACACAGGGGCUCAGGAUACUUCCCAGGACUGCAGUUUUAGCCAGGAGAAAAGCUUAUGGACAGUUACAAGUGGAUCAGUGACAGAAACAGGAGCACCACAGCAAUUAGAGAAUGAGGGUGACCUUGAUGAAAAUUUUUGUAAUGAAUCAUUGUACUUUGGUGAAACAAUGAUAAGAAAAUCCACAUUAACUUCCAAGGCUGUAUACAAUGAUUAUUCAGAAAGAGUAAGGACAAGUCAACCCAGCAUAUCAACACCUUCUAGUCCAAGUCUUAGUGAAUAUCAAAGGCAUUAUGGGAAAAAAUUAAGUUCUUCAAGCACAUCAACAAUAGCAAGUGAUUUAUCAAAGUGUAUGAGCACACCUGGAAGAUAUUCAUCAUCUCAGAGCCCUUAUUCUGAACGGAAAGAAAAAUCUGGAUUUUUUGGCAUUUUUCGAUGGUUUAGGAAUAAAAAAAAACUAUCGACAUCUGUUGAUGGGAUGAGCAACACAAGCAGUGGGAGUGUAAACAGUCUCUCAAGCACCAUCAGUAGCAGUGCUUAUUCCCCCGUUAUAAGAAGUAGGAGUGCUGAUAUUCAGAACAAAACUGACUCAAAACAAGGUCAGUUUGGUAUGACUAGAAGGUAUAAACUGUUUUCCAAAAGUUCUGGAAGGGGAAACUCCAGUUCCAAUGAUGAAGAAAAUGGCCGGAGGUUGUCUGUCAUCAGUGCUUGCUCAGACACAUCAUCAAGACCUGGAUCUAGAGGAGCAACUUUGACAAGGAAGAAGAGACCAGCCCCCCAGCCACCCAGCUCACCAAAACUAAGUGACUCAGAAUCAUUGAAGUCACAGAAAAGUUGUGCUAGUUUACCUAAUAGAGAUUUGAGGCCUGUCAGAACUCCUGAACCCACUUCCCCCACUUCCCUUGAUCAAGCCUUGAAUGGAAGAAAACUUCAUAAAUCCAAAAGUGAGAGUGUAAUCUAUUCUAGAGUUAAAAGAAGAGCUCCACUGCCACCAGGCCAUGUUCCCACAGGCAACAGCAGUGAAAAAGAACCUGGCAGAUCAUUACCAAAAGAAAGUGGUAAAUCUCCAGCUUCCUCUGGCUCUAAAAAUACUGAUCGCCCAGUAAGUACUGUUUCUAAUGUCAGUUCCCUUUCCCAGUCUCUUUCUUCUGCCUCAACAACACUCAAAUCACAGAAGUCCCAGAGUAGCAGUGUUACUUCUAGCGGGCCCUCAAGCAGUCAGUACUCCUCAGAAUCAAUGGUAGUAGAGAGUGGAGUUUUAAAGCAAGAUAUUACAAAAUCUUCAUCUAGUCCUGCAAUUGCUGACAACGGUAAGGUGACUCUCUCUCCUCGUCCCUGGUACAAAAGAAAGAAUAAGAAUAAGGACAAUAAAAAUGUUCCAGAUAAGGAAAAGACUGACACUAUAUAUGACACCUGGAUGCCUGAAAUACAGUUUGCACGCCAAAAGCUAAGUUUAGGUGGUAGCCUGAAAAAAGGUAAGAUUGAUGGAAAAUGUAAUCAGGCUCCUCACACUCCAAAAGAAGAGAAAAAAGAGAAAAGGAAAUCCCAAGUUUCUUUGUUGGCAAGUAUCAGUGAAUUGGAUAGAGCAGCAUCAGAACAGAUGCAGAGAGAGCAGGAGAACAAGCAAGUACAGAAGCAAACUUAUAACAAUAAAUUUUACAGAAACAGUGAACCUCACUUUCUAACUCAAACAGAUUUUCUGCCACAACCAAAGGAUAAAUCUGUGGGUGGAGUUUCAGAUAUGGGUACAUUAAGUUCAUCUGGUACUGGUACAAUAAAGUCAUCAGCAAGUGUGAAUACUGAAGUGGGAGAGCAAAUAACACAUGCUGGAAUUGGGUUAUAUGAUAACCUUAGUCUUAGUGACCAUGAUUUCACACUGCCUCAAAGCUAUUCUAAACAAACAACACUGAGAAUGGAGGAAAAAGAAAACCUACAACAUUCAUCCCAAACCAAAGUCCAUCCAAGUUAUAAUGUAAGGUCUUCAGUAGAAGUGUCCAAUUCUCAGGAAAUUAAUUUUACUGUCACUAGCAACAGAAGAUCUAUCACAGAUGUUGAUAAAUUUCAGAAUGUACCAGUUUCUCCUGAGUCAUCCACAUCUAUGACAAGGGAUUCUCCAAUGCACCGAGCAACCAUAGAUGCAGAAUUAUUUUAUCAGCUAGCUAAAGAUUCCCAAAGUCCAGCUGAGCCCAAAAUUAAAAGUUCUUCAGUUCUCAGUUUUAGAGAGACAAAGAAACUAGUAUCAACCAAUGGACAUAUGAAUGAAGAACGAACAGAAGAUGAAAAUGUCCACAUGGCUGAAAGUCCAAGCAGUCCUAGGAGGCCAAACAAAAAUUUUGGUUUUCGAAUGAACAAUUUCUUUUCACCUGAUGUUUCAACAAUUAUUGAGGCUUCAGAAUCCAUGACCUCCAGUGCCACUACUCCUGCUGAUGACAUAUAUGAAGACCUGCCAAUCUCAUCAGUCACUGGGAGGGGAAGGAGAGAGAGUAUCCAGGAUGAGAUUAACAGUGAAGUAAAUUGUGAUUUUCAGUUGAAUUCUUCUGAUGCUCGGGAGAUCAUGAGAGAGUUAGCAGAUGUCAGGCAGGAAAUAGAAAAGAUUAAUGAGGAAGAAGAAAAAGAAUUCCAGGAGAGACAACGAACAAAAGCAGAGAAGAUUCGUGAGGAAGUAUUACAUUUAAGAGAAGCCAAUAAUUUUCAAGCUUGGCACAGCGCUGUUGAACAGAAUAACUGUGGAAAUACAGAAAUAACCCCAUCUCCAGUAAAUGGUGAGGCUAGUCGCAAAUUCAAGUGGGUUUGUGAGAUGUGCACCUUGAACAAUCUUCCAUGGCGUUUGCAGUGUGAAGCUUGUUUGGCACGCAGACCUGCCAACCCUAAGAGGGUGGAUGAUGAUGGUAAAUCCUUGACAUCAGAUUUUGUUAGUCCACAAGCAAGUGUUUCAAAUGAGAGUCCUGUUACUGUAAUCUUUGAAGAUGGUAAUGGUAAUAGGGAAUGUCCAAGGGAAGUGUUAGAGGGUGCAGGAGCAGUUUUUCCAAGCAAUGAGGAGCCAUUGGCUAAUGAACAGAGUUGCCCUGUUGAUAAAAAGAAAAAGGAUAUCAAUUGGGAGAAAGAACUGCAAAAAUAUUUUAGAACAUUUGAUGAACAUGUAAAAGGCAACAAUUCUGAAAAACCUGCAACAAAGUCAUCAAAAGAUAGACUCCCAGCUAACAAAGAAACUUGCAGUAAAAAUGCACAGAAGUCAGGAAAAGAGACAGGGACCAUAGCACCUCAUAGUCAAGUGAAAUCUGAUGGUGAAAAUAAAGGUGCAAAACCCAAAAUAAAAUUUUUUGGCACUGCCUCAGGACCACCAUCCACUUUCAUUGCAGGAAAUGAAACUUCUCAGGAAACAUAUGAAAGCUCUGAACAGGUUUUGUCAUUCACUAUCAAUGAGUCACAUACAAAUGAAGGUUUACAGAAAGAACCAGAUAUGGAAGCUGUAAGAAAAGCAAGACUUGCCAAGUUUCAAGAAAAAAAUAAAGAGCAUGUUAUGGGAGCAUAUGUACCAAAUAAAGAAAAAAAAACUAGGAUUAGAAAUGAUAUUACUAGAGUCAGUAAGAAUUUAGUUUCAGAAACUCAAGAACUUAACAAAGUAACAUCACAAGUGAAUGACUGCUCCACACAAAGCAUGGAAUUUAGUGAUCCAGAGAAUAGAAUACAGGAAAGUUCUCCCAGCAAGUCUUACCGUAAACCUCAAGUAAUGAAGCCAAGUGGAGCUGUACGGGCUGCAGUUAGUAUUUUUAACCAGUUUGAGCAAUUGCAGCAUGCUAAUAAAGAAAAGCCAGCUAUCAGCCGCAGAAAAUCUAAUAGUAGUUUAUUUGAACGGACAAGAGCUUUUGAGCAGGUGCAUCCAGAAACCACCAGUCCAGAGCCUGAGAGAUCCAGAGGUGGUAAUGGGCCAUCAAAAAAUACAAGAGAGAAAGAAGUAUUUUCAGCCAUUGCAAAAUUUGAUGAAAUGGCUGCUAUAGCAGAACUAGAAAGUAUAGAUAAAUUUAGACAAAAAAGUAAAGUAACACGAAGACCAAAGCUACUGAAGAUAUCAGUUCCACAUACUUCUCUGACCAAUGAUAGGUCAGACCUUUCUUCUAACCCAGCUCACAAUUCUCCCAAAAUUAGAAGGUACACAGCCUCUUCACAAUCAUCCUCUACUGACAUUAAUGACCUUCCUGGAAAUGCUCACCAUGCUCCCAAAUCCUCUACAAAAAUUAAGGAGACAUCAGAGGGAGUCAUCAUGGAUGGAGUUUUGUAUACUGAACAUAGAAAGCACUCCAUGUCAAUAAGUUCUGGUACUUUUGAGCUCAUCCAAGCAGAAGAUUUUGUUAACAUAGAGGCCCAACAUAGUGAAUCUUCCACAUAUUCAGACUCAAGGGGUAUAACUGAUAUUACCUCAUCCACACAAAGUUCUGAGGCUACAGAGCUGCCUGAUGUUAUAACUGAACACAUGAAUAAUGAUGGAUGCAGGAAUGUUAGUGAUAACUCAACCUCUGUGGCACCUGAGACAAGAACUGAUCCUCAAGUCUGGCCACAGCUGGAACAAAAAGAUGUUGACAGACUGAGUCACCAACUAACAGAGGCUGAUGGAAUUGCUACAUUUAAAGCAAACCUCAGAGUUGAAGAGCCAGCUUUAGGUCAGACCAACACACUUCACAUCGGUAAGCUCCUCAAACGGUUGGAGGCUGCCAUCUCCAGAGGAAAUCACGCUGAGGCAGCAAAGUUGGCUCAUGAACUGGCAGACUUUAGGGUUUCAUGCUCUGUUACAAGAAAUAAUAAAAAUACAAACAGCAGUACAUCUGCUGGAAGUUCCACAACCCAAGUGAACUUGUCAUCCAACAAUCAUGAAGUUAGACAGCUGGCUCCCAUUCAUUCAGAUGCUGAAAGUUCAGGGAUGCAAGCUUCUAGCAAUAUUUCAGAAUGCUAUUAUGAUGCUGCUGAAGUAAUGGAGGAUGAUGAACUGACCACUGAUGAUCAUGACAAUCUCCUGGACAUGGCUUGUGCAAGUAAUUUAGAGAAGUUAAUACAACAAAAAGAAAAUCCUGAUUCACAAUCAAAAUUGGAAGAUUCCUCUGAGACCACCACAAAUUCAUCUGUUCUUCCACAAACAAAGCAAAUAUCAAAAACAGAUUCAUCUCAUGAGUCUUUCAAUGGUAUUGAACCACAGCAAGUAGAUAAAGAGACUGAAGCAGCACCAAAUAUUCAGGGAACACCAAAGAUCAGUAAUUCUCCAUCUGCAGCAAGAAGAGAAAUUAAAGUUGAUCCUGCACGCCGGGAAGUGAAAUCAGACACUAUUACUAAGUUGCCUGAUGGACUUCAUGUACAUAUGAAAGAAAACAAGGAAUCAAAUCAACCAUUCUAUGUGAAGAUGUAUGUGGAGGACAAGAACAGCCACCAGGGACCUCUGUCAUUUGCUGUAACGCCAACAAUGACUGUGGGUCAGCUUAGAGAAAAGGUUUGUCAAGACUUUGGCUUUCCACCUGAAGUGCAACGAUGGAUUUUAGGAAAGCGGUUGGCCGAUGAUGAUCACCUCACUCUUGAACAUCACAGGGUGACCUCCGAGGGCUGCCCUAUCUUCCUCUACCUUGUGGCACCUGAACUGGAAUCUCAGGCAAAUGCUUCCAAAAAGAGGAAAGGUCUAGGGCAAAGUGGUUAUGGAGAAAAUUCUCAAGAACUUGGAGCAUCAGGAGGUGGAGCUAAUGACAAACCAAGGUAUUUGAAGGUUUAUGAUGAUGAAGGCAAUGUGGAGUACAGAUAUUAUAAUCCUGACUCAAGGAGAUAUGAAGUUAGUGCUGACAUUGAUGGUAGUGAUGGAGAUGAUGAUGAUGAGGAGGGGGAGGAGGUGGAAGAGGAGGAGGAGGAGGAGGAGGAGGAGGAGGAAGAUGAAUAUGACGAUGAUGAUGAUACUCUUGAAGAAGAUGAGAUAGAAGAAAAUAAAACUGAUAGGGAGAAAGUAUAUCAAAAUAUCAACCAGAAUGAAGAUGGAAAAUAUGGACAAAGUACCCGAGUAUAUGAUGCACAGGAUAUUAAAUAUUCACUUAAACCACUUGUUACUACACAUCCCAACACCAAUGAUGCAAAUAGUUUAUUAAAUCAGAAGAAUUUAUUGAAUGGACACUCUGGUGCUACAAAUGAUAAUCAGGUAAUGACUUCCAAAAAUAAUGCUAUUAAUCUGUAUGCAAAUGAGUCAGGCCUCACCCAUAACUCAGCAGCACUUAAAGAACCAGAGCACAAAACUAAAAUUAAUUUAAACCAGUUUGGUCAAAGGAUGGGUAUAGAAAAUUCCAAUGGCAAUGAACCAACAGCUGUAAAUCAGAUGAAGCAAGAUAACUUACAGCAUAAAUGGCAACCUCAGCAGCCUCAGUCUCAUCAUAUGAAAGGACAUUCAGAUGCAGGUUCAACUGUACAGCCUCAGUUGAUACUGAAUAAUAAUGAAAACAGUGCACCAUUGGGAAAACCAUUACAAAAAGAGGAUUGUGACACAAAACAACAAAGUGACAAAAAUAAUCAACAAAGGCAGAUUUCCCAAAAAGAAAAAUCACAUGACUCUCAGUUAUCAGAAGUAGGACCCAAGUCAGCAAUGAAAUCUCAACCACAACAAAAUUCAAAGAACCAUGAAAUGCAGUUACCAAGUGAAUCAAAUAAGCAGCAGUUAUCAGAACCUGAAAAACAGAAGCAUCAGUCUCAGCAGCAAACACUCAACAAGAGCUCUCCAGAUGUCCAGCCAAACAAAUCUCAGAAAGAGCUUCCAUCCACAUCCGGAGCUCAUGGUUGGGUGUGUCCUUCAUGUACUCUUGUCAACAAAUGGUCCAGGCCUGGCUGUGAGGCCUGUGCCACUGAGCGGCCCGGCACAUCACACCAAGUUGCUGGAGCUGUGGACAAGGACUCUGGCUUGGGUGCUGUUGUGUCUGUGCUGGACCGCCAGGGGUACGUGCCCAACCCUGAUCCUUUUGAAUGCAGAGUUUGCUUUAUGGAUGUGGACUCAGGGAAGGGCGUGGUGCUGAGGGAUUGCCUUCAUACUUUUUGCAGGGAUUGCUUGGCCAAUGCUAUCAAAUAUUCUGAUACAGCAGAUGUUAAGUGCCCCUACAGGGACAACCAGUACUCCUGUGACUCAUCUUUGCAGGACAGAGAAAUAAAAGCUUUAUUGACUGCGAAGGAAUAUGAACAGCACCUAAACAAGUCCGUGAAGCAGGCUGAGGGUGCCAUGCAGAAUGUGUUCCACUGCAAGACUCCUGACUGUCCAGGAUUCUGCCAGUUUGAAGACAAUGUAAAUGAAUUCCAUUGUGAUGUCUGUGGAAAGGACAACUGCCUUACUUGUCAGGCCCAGCAUGGAGGCAUCACCUGCCAGGAGUACCAGGAUGACCUUGCUAAUAAGGUGGAUGAAGCAGCUAUGAAGACAAAAAAAUUCUUUGAUGACAUGAUUCGUCGAGGUGAUGGCCUGCCCUGCCCCAAAUGUUCUGUGAUGCUGGUGCGCAAGUGGGGCUGUGACUGGAUGCGAUGUCCCAUGUGCCGCACUGAAAUUUGUUGGGUUACCAGAGGGCCACGGUGGGGACCUGGGGGUCCAGGAGAUGUGUCUGGUGGGUGCAAGUGUGGAAUCCGGGGCCAAAAAUGUCAUCCAAAGUGUACUUAUUGUCACUAGCACUGUCUCUUGCUGGCUCUUAUGUUAUGGAAAGAUAUUAUGCUGUAGGCUUCUGAGUGAGAAUAUCUGACUGUAAAAGAUAAUGUACAAUUCAAACUCCAUUUUCAAAACUUUCAUAUUUGCAAUUUACAUUUUAGGAGAGAUAAAAUGUGAGCAUUCCUCACAAUCAUGCAUCCUUAUGCUAAUUAGUGGCUUCCAUUCACUGUUCAUGCUUGAUGGCAGAGGGAAGGUGAUGAGGUUUUUAUUCUUCCUUGCAAAAUAGUUGAUAAAUGGAUACAGUAAACCACUGAUGUCAGGAAUAUCAAAUAUGAUAAAUGCUGCAAGCCAACUGAACAAGUCUCACAUUUAACAAACUGUUCAUCAUUAAAGGCAAAAAUAAUGAACCCUCAGAGCCUCCCAAACAAUUACUGCAUGUAGCAAACUAAUUUUUGCUAAAUGUAGAAGAAAGUUGGUAAAGCUAGAGUGAUCACUGUUUUUAUAUAUAUUACUGAACAACUUCCCUAAUACAGCAACCUCAGUUCAUGAAGAGCUCCUGCUAUAAUGAUAACUGGAUACAUCACAUUUUUAGAUACAACUCCAGGUAGAUAAUUAAAUCAAGGAUAUACUAUAUUUGGAGAAACCUGUGGAAGAUAUUGUGACCACCUAAUCCUAAUCAGCUUUGUGCUGUGUUUAAGAAGUUUAUUAUCCAUCAAGACCUCAAAGGGCACAGGGAUGAGGAUGAUUUAAUGACAUAAUACCACUUGGUGUCUUUCAUCCUUCCUCUCACAAUGCUAUUAUGAUUAUUUUGCAUUUUCCUCUUCAGCAUUUUCUUAUUAUUACAAGCCAUCACUUCUCACACAUGAGGUAACAUUAAAAAAAAUAAAUAAAUAAUAAUAAAAUAAAAUCCUGGCCAAUGAAGAGAGAGAGAGAGAGAGAGAGAGAGAGAGAGAGAGAGAGAGAGAGAGAGAGAGAGAGAGAGAGAGAGAGAGAGACUGAACGGAGCCAAGCUAAAUGAAGUAGAUGAGACUAAUUAAAAAAUAUAUUUAAAUAUAGUUAAAAAAUAUAUAUUUAAAUUAUAAUUUUUCAUGUUUUUUAUGUUGUAUGAUUUUCUCUUCAUAAAACUAACAUCCCAAAUAUUUGAGGUGUUACAUUAAAUAGUAGAAGGCUCAGAAAUAUUGAAAACCACUUUUUUCUUCUUUUCUUCACAUCUAUACAAAAUUAUUUGUAAAUGCAAACUUUUGCACCACCAAUGAUUACAGUGGUACAUUGAAAAUUUAUGCUGCAAAUUAUUUUACAUUUCUCUUAAGAUAUUUUCUGUAUAUAUCUAUUAUUCUUUCAGUUCACUCUGACUACAUUGUUAUUUUUUUAUGUCUAACUUGAAAUUUCAUAUUUUCUUAUAUUUAAUUUUAAUUUUUUACAUUUUUAUAACAUUUUCAUAUAUUUAUGUGCCAGUAUGUGCACAUAAAUAGUAUGAAAAUAUAUACACAGUAUAUACAUUCACGUGCUCAUUCACACACACACACACACACACACACACAUAUAUAUAUAUAUAUAUAUAUAUAUAUAUAUAUAUAUAUAUAUAUAUAUAUAUAUAUAUAUAUAUAUAUAUAUAUAUAUAUAUAUUAGUUUUGCUCAUAUAGUGAAGUAUUUGAUUUACCCUUUUAAUCAGUCACUCUAAUAUUUAUUCCUCCACAGCCUGACACAAGUUCCUAUGGUUUAGCCAGGCAACUUCACACAGGUUCCAGUGGUGCAUUCCUUCUCUAUAUAUCACAUUGCUUUAAUCUAUUCUGUUCUUUUAUCUUCCCAGAUGUUCAGUUCCCCUGUCAUUCAAUACUCCUUUCAUCCUCCCUCUUCAUCCCCUUGCUUUGUUACCUAUUCAAGAUCUCUUUAUUUUCCGAACCAUUCUUUCUGCAUGGCAAUUCCACUUCAGCCUUUCCUAUUCUGCUCUCUCCAGAAAAAUGAUAAACCAAUUUCUACGUAUCUCUCACUCUGUUGUUACACACCAUAUCACAAAAUUUCACAAAAGACUUCAAAAACUUAUACUGCUUUGGCAAGCACUUAUGGCAAAUAAUUAGUUAUCAGCAUUAAUGGUGUUGUAACUCUUCACAUUCCUAUGUCAGUGGGAAUCCUGAUGACUACUUCCAGUCAUUACUUGUGUAGACAAAGCAUUAGAUCAUCAUUUUACUUGAGCCAUGACAAAGAAGCCAUAUGACCAACUAUUUUGGUUGAAUGUAUAUCUUCUUAAUUCCCCAUAAAUAUUCAACUUUGUCAUUAUUCAGCAAAGUUUUGGAUGUUGUGGAUGCUGUUACUCCGUCUUAUUUUUUACCAGCCUUUGGUCAAUGCAAAGGAAAAAAAAAUAAGCCUCCCCUAGGUGGGUUAGGAAGGAUUAAGCCAUAUAUCAUGCAGCUCUACAGCUUGAGGCAUCUCAACAUGGAUCCUGGGAUUUAAGGUCACAAAUCCUUGACUCAAGUCACACACCUGUCCACUACCAGAUGUAUAGGGAUCACAUUAAAAGAAACACACCUAGAUUGUCUUCACACCCAAGUGGUUCAAUCCCAGAGCUUCUCAGUUGUGAGAUGACAGUUAUCUGUUGAAAGCCCCUCAUAAUGAGAAGGUUCCUGUAUGGAAGCCUGCUGUGAGGGGCCCAGGAGGGAAGUUUUGAAGUGAAAGAAAUGAAAAAGAUAUCCUAUAAAGAUCAAAGAAAGUGAGUCAAUCUGUUGCUUGGGAGUUGACUUGGAAAUUAUGUUGUUUCCCAUUUUUUACUUGUAAUAGUUUGUGUGUUACACUGUUUAUGAAAAUGGAGAUUGGAGUGUAUAGACUGCAUAAUAUCCAACUAGAUUUCAACAUUCAUAGCACCUGCUGAUCUUAACACAAGUCGUGUAUUAAUGAGGUAGGACAAAUAUCUGUGAUAUAGUCUGCUAUUACUUAUAUUGAGGCAGUGCAGUUACUCACUGGUAAUUGCAACAUAUUAAUAAUGGAGCACAUAAAAGUGAGGAAAACCCACCAUAUGAUCAUCAGUUCUUGAAUAUUUUAUAUUGUAUUAUAUAUUCAUGCUGGAAUGAAUUAUUCAUUUACUAGGCAUUGGUUGGAAUGGAAAAUAUUACUCUAGUCAGUUUGUCUUAUCUAGUCAGUUUUGGGGAAAAAUGAGAUUUAUAUAAUACAAGCCUGAUUGUACUUAACAGUGCAGUACAGGUGCCCCACAAUUCAACAUAUUUAGGACUCUACCCCCUACCCAGUUGGUGGAAUUUAUGCAUUAACCAAAACCUAAGCAUAAGUUUUGUACUUUAACCCUUCAUAAGGUCUGUCAGACUCAUUUUGUACAUUUUUGUAUUCUUGCUAUUUAUGUACAUGUCCUGCAAAUAGAAAUUACUGUGAAAUGAUGUGUAAUAUACUCAAGAAAAUAUAAUAUAUGA
Molecule: messenger RNA, 11982 nt
Organism: Scylla paramamosain (green mud crab)
Lineage: Eukaryota; Metazoa; Arthropoda; Malacostraca; Decapoda; Portunidae
Exons: 15
Coding region: 176-8590 (2804 amino acids)
Biological process (GO): protein linear polyubiquitination; proteasome-mediated ubiquitin-dependent protein catabolic process
Cellular component (GO): ubiquitin ligase complex
Molecular function (GO): ubiquitin binding; ubiquitin-protein transferase activity
Source: RefSeq, a predicted model, not a curated record